CUGCACGAGGCAGGACCGUCGUAGCAGUCGUUCGUCUCUGCCUUUUCUUCAGUCCUAGCUAGUCUUGGGUUGCCUCUGUCGUUCUUUACCUUUCUCUUCCUCUACAACCUCUUACCUCUUCUCUUUCUCUGUCUUCAUAUCAUCUUUAAUUUCGUAUGUCGCUCCUUCCAUUUCACCCGUUCACCCACUCACCCCUUCUCUCAGUUCAUUCAUCAUGCGUGUUAAAGAUAUCUUGUCCGUCAUACCCAUCCCUGCCAACAUCAAGCUACUCGUCGUCUUCCAGGUCCAAGCCUUUACCAUCAACCUCAACGCAGCAAACCUCCUAGCUUCCAUCACACAGCAGGGAAACUUGUCAGACAUACAGGGCUUCACCGUCCUCACCUCCGACGACCUUGUCUUUUGCGACCAUGUCCCCAGUACCGUUAGUACCAGCUCCUGUAACGUCAUUUGGGACGGCGUUCCUGUGGAUGACAAUGAGAUGACCGACGUCAAUGCUACUCCUAUGGGCUCUCCCGCCAUGGCAGACGCUACCACCAGCGUCAACAUGUCUAGCACGUCCACCUCAAGCUCACCUUCUUCAACUCCAUCCCCGUCUGCAUCCAAGAUGGAGACCACCUCAGCCCUAACGACUUCUCACGCCUCCACCUCCAAGAGCACCGUCACCGUCACCGUGACAGCUUCCACAAAGUCGGCCGAAUCAGCCAAACCGUCAUCUGACCAGCUGGACGUGUCCGCGAGCGAGACGAAGGUAACGGUGGUCACGCACAGCAGCGCGCCUACCUCUUCCUCUACGGGCAAGGCGGAUGAACAGGACUACGUUGUGCGCCGAAGCCGUGUUGUCUCGCGUCGUGCGGAUCGUUCGUACCAGCCGCGCGAUACUUCAAUCGAGGCUAUCGAGGUCAACGGAACUGUGAGCGUCAUCGUGAACGGCUUGGGAUGGAACAACCAGCCUGCUGUCCUCGACCGCCAAUGUCUAUGGGCUCUCACAUGGCCCGUCCAGGUGUUGCGCAACACGAAGCGCGAGGAUAUCACGUUUAUCGCUUUUCAGUUUUGGGUUCUUGGCAUGUCCUUCGUCGCUCUUUUGAACGAAUCCGUUCCUCACACCUUCGCCUCCCUCCUCACGCACAUGCUCGCAACAGGUUGGGCAGGGAUCCAGCUCUACAACACCGCUGAAUUCCACAGCGAAUUCGAGCGUCUCACCACGAACGGUGCCUGUAACCCUAUCGACCUUAUCCCGAACUACUGGAGCGCCCGUGCGGCAGCUGAGAUUCCUAGCUUGGCGUUCAAUGCCGCGGGGUUGGUCACAUCUGCAGUGCUUUCGUGGAGGUUGGCCAAGCUCUAUGGAUGGCAGACUUUCAAACGCGUCGGAGCGUCCAUCACCAUCAGCCGCGUCUACAAAAUUGUCCUCACGCUCUCCAUCGUCAUCCAGCUCUCCCUCUUCUUCAUGGUCGUCUCCGUCGCCCUCUGGAUCGACCAGCUGUGGAACGGCUCGAUUGGGAAACUGGCGACGUCGUCGGUGUAUAGGCCGAUCUUGAUUAUUACGUUGAUUCUUAUGAUACCAUGGCUAACCACCGGCUGGUUCGCCGUUCGCAGAGAGCUCAAGAUCCCCAUGCUCAUCUUCCUCUUCCUCUCCUUCGCCUACCUCGUCGGCUGGAGCGCCAUGUUCGCCUCCACGACCUUCCGCUGGACGUUCCUCCAAUGGCGCUUCUUUGCGCUUAUCACCACCGCUUCUGUCUUUCUCACCUUUGUCUCGUUCGUGCUGGGUGUGAUGGGCCGGGUUAAUUUUGGGAAGGGCUUGGUGCGGUAUUUAAACGCCGAAGAGCCCCUCCCAGGCGACACCUUCACCUACGUCUCCCCAACCGGCAAAGACAUCGAAAAAUCCCCCUUCCCGUUCAGCGAGCGCACCGUCCCGACGUUCUCGGUCGCUUUUGGGUCGGGAGGCGCCGAGGCGCCUUUGCCGUCGCAGAUGUUCGCGCCCCGUCCGUUUUCGCUGCGGCUUUCUGGGUCUGUGCGUUCGUCGCAGGCGGAAUUGCUGCCUCAGGGCCAGCGUCAGAGCCAGGGACAGAACGAGAGCUACCCCCCGCUAUACGCAGAAGACGCCGCCCUGCCCGCGCCCGCAGCCGCCUUCUCGCGCGCCUCGCCGAGCAGGUCGUCCUUCCGCUCACUGGCGCGGCACGGCUCGCAGCUGAGCGUGCAGAGCUCGGUCAGCAGCGACAGCUCGAACAGCUCGUAUGGCCAUUUGAAUGGGAGGCGGUGGGUGAUAGAGUAGGGAGUGGGCGAGGGGUAUUUAU
This is a messenger RNA of Serpula lacrymans var. lacrymans S7.9, 2291 nucleotides long. RefSeq lists its product as uncharacterized. Lineage: Eukaryota; Fungi; Basidiomycota; Agaricomycetes; Boletales; Serpulaceae. Gene Ontology annotation, cellular component: Golgi apparatus. The record is from RefSeq and is a predicted model, not a curated record. The coding region runs from base 215 to 2269 and encodes 684 amino acids. The transcript is spliced from 10 exons.